Messenger RNA from Chelmon rostratus (copperband butterflyfish), 765 nucleotides. RefSeq names its product UBX domain protein 10 (gene ubxn10). The coding region runs from base 10 to 765 and encodes 251 amino acids. The record is from RefSeq and is a predicted model, not a curated record. Lineage: Eukaryota; Metazoa; Chordata; Actinopteri; Chaetodontiformes; Chaetodontidae. Gene Ontology annotation, molecular function: protein binding. The transcript has a single exon.
AACUGGUUAAUGAUGCAUUUAACAAGGCCAAAGUCCUCCAAGGGGCGUAGCAGACCCGCUGUAAACAGCUCUCCAUGCACAGGUGACAGCAUCCAGAGGCCACCUGCGUCUCCAGACUCUCCAGGGCACAGCGGGCCGGACGGACACCUCCGCUCCCAGUCCCAGCCCAUAAUGUGGCCGGCCGGCCAGCUGAGCCAGGAUGAAGUUCUGCAGAUGCUGCAAGACGCCCCUGCUGCUCCUCCACAGUCCCUAAACAAGUACAAGGUUCUUCCCUCCAUAGAGAGGAGGCAGUCAGAUGUGAGUCCUGGGAGGAGCCUGGACAAACAGACGUCCAAGCUCAGCCUGGCUGAUGAUGCUAUCCUGCAGCAAAGGCACGGGCAUGAGGAGCCAGAUCUCAAAACAGUGACCCAGAUUAGCAGCUCUGAGGUGGACAAAAGGCCUGAUGUGCACUUCAGGGUCUGGCCUAAGCCCCCUGACCCAGGACCAGUAAUGACCAAAGAAGGAGGAGCCACUGGCAGUUUGCUCCUUGCAAUCCGAGCGCCAUGUGGCAGGAGGUUUCAGCAGCACUUCGACCCCACAGACAGUCUGCUGAGGGUGAGAGCCAGUGCAGAGGUCAGGUAUGGAGCCAAUUAUGGAGACGCCUCCAUCGAGACCAUGGAUGUGCCACGCAGGACCUUCGCAGACAUGGAUAUGACCUUGGCCCAGUGUGGCAUCUUGAACAGAUCAGUGCUGUGCAUCUCUCAGAAUGACAGUGUGGUGGAGUGA